AUGGCCAGGUCAUCAAGUGUUGCACUUCUCGACUGUAUACCAAAGGAGACGUACCGACGAUGGGCGUGCAGCACGAUGGUGCCGCUUUGGGUGGAGGAGGGGAUGGAAGAGGGAGCGGAAGAGGGCGGGAGGUCGCGUCGGACGCCGGCGGAGCACGCGGCGCGCUGGCACGCCAGGCACCUGGAGCGCGUGGGGCACCUGGACCGGCGGCGCGGCGGCGGAGUGGUGGGUCGCUGGGUGCGCGCCGCGGCCGCCGGACCAGGUCGGCCCCUCGUCCGCCUCAAGCCCUGCCUGUCCGUGUGCCAGCUUGUCGAGCAACACUGCCCUUACUUCCUGCCGGCGGACCGCGCGCCCGCCUACCCCACGCAGUACGCUGGCGAGCCCACGUUUCUAUGCCUCGACGCGCGCAUACCGGAAACCGGUGCGCAGGCGAACAAAUCUAACUACGGGUCAGACGAGUGCUGCUACUGGUACUGUGAAGGUCGGCUGUGCUAUCGCUGCGAGUCACGGCUGACCGAACCUUCGCGCCCGCCAGCCGAGCAAUGUCCACAGGUGGAAGACCGGGCGCCCAGUUGCUCGGUACCUUACCAAGUCGGCGCGGCCACCACUACAAUACCAUGUGCCGCGUUACUGGUAGCCACUCUUCUCGUGCCGCUUAUAACAAUCCUCGUGCCGUCACGGACCCGUUGGACGGCGCUCACACUAGUGAAUGUGCGCGACUCGAGGUUAUAG
This is a messenger RNA of Parnassius apollo (apollo), 732 nucleotides long. NCBI's taxonomy places the organism in Eukaryota, Metazoa, Arthropoda, Insecta, Lepidoptera, Papilionidae. The record is from the annotation of a GenBank genome assembly.